AUUUUCGGAAGAUGCACGGAAAGUCGAAAUACGAAUUGCAUUGUGGGGUCAACCACGUGACCUAAAUAUGGUGAAGCGAGAAAACUCAGAAAGUGAGAACGCCUUGAAGAAUCAAAGGCAAUAGAAGAGGUCACUGCACAAACUUGGCUCACACGACGACCCAUUCCAUUUAUGCCUUGAAUGUAAAUUGAAACCUUAGUAACUGUCACCAUGUCAUCCUUUAACCAGUUAGAAGAAGCUUCACUUCUCCUUGGACUGCAGACUGAAAAAAUUCUACCUUCACAGACCAAAAUGGUACAACUUCAAACCAUGCCCCGUAGACAUGGAGACGAUGUUGCUGAUCUUAAACAUGGAAAACAGGAGAAUGGUACAAUGUGUAGUGGGUCUAUGUCUGCAGAUCCUGACAGUGAAGACAAUGUAGGACUUAAUUCUACCCCAAACAACACUCUGGAUGAAGCGCCGGAGGACAAGCACAAACAGUUAAACACACCAGCUUUAUCAGAAAUCACCCACAGAAGGGCAAAAGACCAGUCAACAGAUGAAGACAUGAUGGUGGACCCAGAGGAGCGCAAUGAUCACCAACCAAAAUCUCAGCUGGAGAAAAAAGGUGGAUGUGAUGAGAAUGCCAGUGUAGUUAUGGAAACUAUGCAAAUGCCUCAGUCAGAACAGGAGAGUGAGACCCAGAUUACAGAAAGUAAUUCAGUGGAGAUGUGUGAAGAACCUAAAAAUAGCGCUGCUGAAAUCUGUGCAUCAGAAUUACCUGAUCCAUCAGACACUGAUACACAGGUAUCAGAGGAAGAUCAGCUGUCUCACUCUCCUGACACAUGCUCUCAAGAAAACUCUUUUGAUAAUGGGAUGGAUAGGUGUAAAAGUUCUCCCGGUGUCAUUUCAUUUGAAAACAUGGACAGUACAGAGGAAUCUGACCAACAUGAAGCCAUGAAAGGCACUGACGUAUGUUUGUCUGAACAGAUAGAAGUGGACGGAAAUCAUGAUGAGUUAGAAAAUCUGGAAAUGUCACAAGGUGGCAGCACUGAAAAAGUAGUAUCAGAGAGCAUCAGCAAGGAAAAUGAAAGUUCUCCUCAGCUGCAGAGAAUGAGAUCUGUGGCAUUUGGUGAGGAAGAAAGUCUGAAUGAAAGCAUUGAUGAGGACAGUGAUGGAAGGCUAUUCAUAGAUACAGAGAUAGAGUCAGGGGAUGCAGAUGAUGAAGAUUUGUCCAGAAGGGGGGAAAAACAGUAUACUGAUUCUCCACUAGCGGCAAGAAAGUUACCAGGUCAACAGAUCAGAGAAUCUCCACUGGCGGCUGAAAAAAUACCAAGUCAACAGGUCACAGAAUCUCCACUGGCGGCUGAAAAAAUACCAAGUCAACAGGUCACAGAAUCUCCACUGGCGGCUGAAAAAAUACCAAGUCAACAGGUCACAGAAUCUCCACUGGCGGCUGAAAAAAUACCAAGUCAACAGGUCACAGAAUCUCCACUGGCGGCUGAAAAAAUACCAAGUCAACAGAUCACAGAAUCUCCACUGGCGGCUGAAAAAAUACCAAGUAAACUGAACAGAAAAACUCCACUGGAAGCCGAAAUUUUACCAAGUCAACAGAUCAGAGAGCGUCCACUGGCAGUAGAAAAAAUACAAAGUUUACAGAAAGACAUCCCAGGGUCAGUGUCUACAGAGCAUUCCGGAAUGGAGGUAUUAACUACAGAAAAUUCUGGCAUGUUAAUUUCAGACAAAGAUGCGAUGUUACAAAGUGUGAGUCAGAAUUCAAGCAGAUCUGAACCAUCGAGAACAACAGGGAGCCAGAUGGAGGUGAGUGAAACCAGUGAUACAGAGAUAACUGAUGGAGGCCCUACAAUCACCACCACGCGGACUCCAAUGGGAGCUGUCAUCAAAGUCGAGCAGAUUGAUGAGGGAUAUAGUGAUUCACAGACAGGAGAUAUUCUUGAUAUACUUCAUAAAUCUAAAAGAGCAUCCACUCAGGGCACUGAACAACAGAAGCGUAAACUUGAUGAUAUGAAUGAUAAAGAUGCUGUGCAGCCAUUGUCCUUUAAUGCAAAAGACAUUGCAAAAAGAGUGAAAAAAGAACCAGUAGAUAUUUUUGAAUCCCCGAAGUCAAAUUGUUCUAUGAAUGUUUCACCUGUAACAGGUUUUUUACCAGGCUCAUCGUUCAGGCCCCGGGGACCUACAACAGGGGUCGUCAGCAAUAGUUUGCUUCAACUCAGUAAACAGGUAGACAGCAUCACAACACAACAAAACCAACAGACAGCUCCAUCUUUAUGUGCUGUCAGUUCCGCUGCUCAUCUUCAACCACCAUCCCCUCUUUUGCGUCAUCAGCUGAACUCAGGGAUAAGAUUUCCACCAAGGGUUUCUCGUAUAUCUAUUCCUUUUGUAAGGGCACAGAGGCCAGCAAUUACACAGUCUGAACCUAGGAUGAGGCCGUCCAUUUCCCGAGCACUAAGCAACUCCUCAACAACUGUAAGCAAUGCAGGGAGAGCAACACAGGGUCAGUCAGUCAUGCUCACCCCACAGACUAAAACAGUGCCUUCUCUGAUGAACUCCACAUCCACUUUCAGAUACAGACUUGUUCCACAUGCUGGAGGUCAGAGUUUAGUGACUGUACCCAGUGUUACCAAACCAGCAACCACUGUUUCUUCUGCAAGUAGUAGUAAGGUUCCAUCCACUCCCUCGAAUGAAGCCAUGUCUUCAUGUUCUAUCAACAUUGACACAGUGGGAAUGCAGACCAUUACAGAACUGAUUGCACGGAAAAAUCCAUUGCCAAACUACAAAAUUACACCAGCUCCAUCAGAAAUAAAAGUUAAUAAUUCUGUGUUUACAUGCUAUGAGUGUGGAGAUACAUUUCGAUUUUCCACAAGCUUGGAGACCCAUCGUGGAAGAUGCAGCAUGAAAAUAACUUACAAAUGUGAGGAAUGCAAAAGUAUGAAAAUAUUUUUUAACAAAUGUCAGUUUUUAAGUCAUUUGAGAGGUCAUUUGAACAUCGAAAAAACACAGGCGGUCCCAAUUCACAUCAAAUCAGAUUCAAUCUCUAUUGAGCCAUUGUCUAAAUCUCACCAGCAAGUGUUCUUUCAGAAGUUCUCAGUUUCCAAAAAGACAAAUAACCAAAAAGCCAGUAGGAGAUGUGCAGAGUGUGGAACUACCUGUAGUCAAGCAGAAUUUGAAAAACAUUUCCUUGGAGACAAAAAGGCAAUUGGAGGUUUAGCUGGUGGAAAAUGGAGAUGUGUUCAUUGCAAACUUUAUUUUCCCUCCAUUUGUGCACAGAGGGCUCAUGCUAGGUUACACAAGGAGGAAGAGCUGGACAAAAAGUUCACUUGUCCCGAGUGUGGGAUUGACCAAUCAGGACUUAUGGUUGGAGACCAGCAGUUUGAUAAUUAUGAGGAAAAGCUUAGUUUUCAUGUCAUUAAUGUGUGCUUUCAUUUGGAUAAAACUGAUGUCAUAGUUUGUUCAAAGUGUAGUGCAGAGUUCACCAGUAUGAAAGAAUUCAGACAUCAUUACUUUAAAAAGUUAGAACAAUAUUUCAAAUGUAAUGUUUGCCCUAUGGCAUUCAGGCAGCAAGAGUCAUUCACAAAACACUUAAACUCACAGCACAGUGAUCAUGAGAUUGUGAGUUUGUCUCCUGCUAAGAAAAAGAUGGAUGUCUUCAAAGUGAUUUACAGAUGCCAUGUUUGUGACAGUUUGAUAGAUGAUAGAUUUGUAUUGGACAAUCAUUUACAACAGCAUGCCACAGUUACCAAAUCUGUCUACAAAUGCAAGGAAUGUUCAAGAACUUUUCAAAAGGGAGAAGAGAUGUCAAAUCAUUUCAAGGCAGAGCAUGCUGACAAGACAAAACUAAAGCUGUGCAAAAAAUGUAACAAAACUUUUGAAACUUGGAAAGAGUUACUUAGUCACACAUUAAAGGACGUCCAUGCCACCCCACCUGAUAAUUCCUUCCAUUAUUGUGGAACCUGUGGAUUUUUCUAUGAUCCAACAGAAGCUGAGGGAGGACAUAUUUGUAUGAGUCAGAAGACCGGGAAACUGGUUGUCAACAAGUUCCUAAGUGGAUGUCGAAUCUGCAAUGAGCGAAAAUUUUAUAAUGCUACUGCAUUGAGGAUUCAUCUGCAAGCGCACCAAGAUAGGGGAUACCUGGUGUGUAAGUAUUGCCAAAGCGGUGGAUUUUCUUCUAAAGAGGAAAUGAAAAUUCAUGAAAGCAUCUGCAAUGAUGGAAAAUCCCAUAUUAAACCAAAUAUUUUGAGACACAAGAAAAGUGCGGCUUCCUCCUCUUCUAAAGAUGUCAAGAAAAUGGUAAAUGAUGUGAAGCCAGUGAAUCCUCAGCUAUCCUUCCCUUGUAUGGAUUGUGAUGAACAAUUCACCUCCAAGGCUGACCUUGGUAAUCAUCAGAAAGAGGCGCAUAGUAAUCUGUACCCGUGUCAUCUCUGUGGCUUGACAUAUGAAUCUCAGCAGAGUUUACGCAAGCAUCUUCGGGUGACCCAUGAAGGUAAGACCCAUGUGUAUCCCUGUGUAAUCUGCAGGAAGAGGGGUAUAAGGAGGAUCUUCACAAAUGUUUUAGUUCUGGAGAAACACUUAGCUACCAAACACAGAGUUAGUAAGAAUCAGAUGAGUUCUAGCAUUGUGAAUGAGUUUGCGGCAGAAAAUGAAAUUUUGAAUCCACCACCUAAAUCAAUAAAAUCCCCAUCAGAGUCAACAGAGUUAAUUAAAGAAAUAGAUUCGCCAGUCAAACGUUUACAUAUAGAAGGAGACCAAGUCUUCAACUGUGCAAAAUGUAGAUUUAGAUGCGAGAACAGAACGGGGUUCCUUGAUCAUCUGAAGGUCCAUAAGAUAGACAAUUCCGUUCAGUGUUUGGAAUGCGGACUAUGCUUUGCCAUUAUUCCCUCGCUUAAAAAACAUCUGUUCAUGGUUCAUAAAGUGAAGGACUUUGAGGAAUACUGCCAGAAGGAGGGGAUCCGAAUAAAGGAUGAAAUUGUAGAGGAGGAGCUGGAGGAGACGUCCUACACAAGCCUGGCAGAGGAGUCGGACCCCGAGGACCACGAUCGAGACCCAUUGGAGUGCCGAGUCUGUUAUCGGGUUUUUGAAGAUGACAACAAGCUGCGCUCUCACAUGAGAAGUCAUGGAAUGGCUUUUAUCAGAAACAAGAGGAGGGAGAGAGCUGUGCAGAGGUCCAGGCAGUCGGCAUCAACCUCCAGUGUGAAAAGUGAAACUGCAAGUGAAAAUAGCAAUGCUUCAUCCUCAGAUGCAAAGUGAAUCACCAUAUUGAAUUCACUUACAGUUAGAGUGGUAAUGGAAGAAAAUGGCAGAUACAUUGUACAUGUGUACUGAUAUCUAUGUAAAUAUAUUCCAUCUUCAUCUUUCAUGUUUUAUUGAUUGCUACCACUUUACACCAUACAUUAAUUAUGUCCCAUCUGAAAUCCAACAUGUAUUGAGUUUUCCAGAAUUUUAUUUAUAUUGUUAAAUGCUAAAAAUAUUUUGGUUCUUUAGGUUAAUUUGUUUAAAGUUAACAAAUGUUACAUUUUUGGGUUUGUUUUGGGGGUUUUUUUUGACAUUGAGAUGAUUUAGUAAGAUUAUUAUCAUUAUAUUCUCACAAAUGUUUUAACUUUCAUCACUCCUAGGCAGUGAUUAUUUUCCUUUUUGACUGGUAAUUGAAAAAUAUGACAAAGAUUCAAAUGAAUCAUAAUAUAAUGAAUUUCAAGUAUUUGUAUAACUCGUGAAGCUUACUGUAAGUAAUGGAUGAGAGAAUUAUCCAAAGCAUUGUGUUCCUUAAAAAUGUCAUUUGACAAGUUUGGUUACGAUGAAACUAAAUAUUUCUAGGAUGGUUUGCGUAUACAUAGAAUUUUUUAAAAGAAAUCCGGAUGAUAGAAUCCUGUUUUGAGAAAAGUCAUGAAAUACAGAAAAAGUAGUGGAAAACAAGCACAAAAUGGUCGUUAUGUAACACUGACAAAAUACAAUUUGGAUAUUAGGUGUUUGAUUGUAAUGCCACAAAUUAAGGAAUAUGGAAUUUAAAUCUCAAGUUGGUAUUGUUGUAAUCAAACUUGACAUUAGUUAGCACUUAAUUUUCUCCAACUCUGUAAAUUAAGAAUUUUUUAAGAUUUAACAUUAUCUUGUGUAAUGAGAAAUUUAGUAGGAACUUGGGACUUGCAUAAAUUAUGCCAGAAAAUGGGAACCCAUCCAUAUGUUGGUUUACUUUUCCCAAUUGAAGUCCCUGCACUUCUGAUGCACAUCUAUUCUUAUAUGUGAACAUCGAAUUUAGAAUUGUCAUAUUUCUCUUUUCCAUAAUACAACCUUGUAAUUUGAUCUGUAUGAUAUAUGUUUUAAUUUGUCCAGUUUGUUAAAUAUCAUGAUUUCUUUUUACAUUUUGAUACGCAAUAAAUUAUAUUUUUCAAGUAUA
Ostrea edulis (European flat oyster) is the source of this 6385-nucleotide messenger RNA. Its product is annotated as zinc finger protein 532-like. The transcript has 4 exons. The coding region runs from base 211 to 5244 and encodes 1677 amino acids. The record is from RefSeq and is a predicted model, not a curated record. NCBI's taxonomy places the organism in Eukaryota, Metazoa, Mollusca, Bivalvia, Ostreida, Ostreidae.